AUGACUACAAUAAAGAAGGAUGAAAAGGAAUCCUUAUUAUUUCAAUCUAUAUUUAAACAUUCAUACCUAAGAAGAAGAAUAUUUGAUUAUUGCAAGAGUUUGUCAAAUGACACUGCCAACACUAGAUUUCAUGUUAAAGUAAAUGAUCAUGGUAGAAGAGUAAAGUCAGAGUCUGUUCAAAGAUCUCAUUUACUAUACAAUCAAAUUGGAUCGUAUUGGGCGUUAAAUGUAGAAAGACCUUUUAAUUACAAGAUGGAUACCUUUCGAUAUGCUGAAAGAUGUAAAUACGAUGAUUACAUUUACAUGUAUCAUUGUAUCGUGGACAAGCAUUUUGGAAUCAUAAAGGAUCGUUUAAAGAACAAAAGAAAACUCCAUGUCGACGAUAUAUCGAUAGUAGAGUACAUUAAAAGCAAUCAUAAUGACAUGGAGUUGUUUGAUCUUGUGUACUCUCAGUAUCACAAGUUGUUUGACAAUGCAACCGUAUUUUCAUUGGCAUGUUCAAAUGGUAAUAUGUACAUUAUAGAACGUCUCUUUUACAAAGGAAUGGAUGGAAAAGGAUUGUUAGGGACAUCUGCCCAAGCAGGUCAUUUUCAAGUACUGGAUUAUUUGGUUGAGAAUGGUUUCUCUACAGAGGUCGAUAAUAUUGAUGAAUUUGUAUACCAUACUCUUUGUCAUCCAACAGGACUUUAUCAAUAUUGUUUGGAGACUUUGAAAAUACCCAAUAUAGACACUGUCAAAUUGUUACCAAAAGAUGAUAAAAUAUGGAAAUGUUCAAACGUUGACUUGAUAUCAAAGUUUUUCCCAAUCAGUACUGAUCAAGGUUGGUUUAAAAAGUAUAUCAGUACUGAUCUAUCAUUACAUAAUCCCCCGAGUCAAAGAAAAGCUUUUCUAUUGGAUAUUGCCAAAAGACAAACAUUGGUUCAAAUUGAUGAACAAUCAAUAGUGGAUCAUCUUUCAAAUGAAUAUGGUUUUAGUAGUGGAAAUAUGGUUCAUUCAGAUUUGAUAGAUACUGCCUAUUCAUAUCAAAUUAUUAAACAAUUGGAUCAAUUACAUCUUUUAUAUCAACCAAUUGUCCAAACCAAUUUAAUUCAAACCUUUUUAAAAUUGACAAAACAACAAGAUGAUGUUGUUUUAAAUGCAAUCAGAUUUUUGUAUAGUAUAUUCGAAAAAUCAUUGGUUUUAAAGACUGUUUCUACAAGAUCAAAUUGUAAGAUCGAACAACUUGAAUAUGCAAUCAAGAUUUAUCAGUCUAUGGAGGUUGAUCAGAAUUCAGUUUGGAAAGAGUUUGAUAGUGUAACUAUUGGACUUUGCAUAUUGGCUGGUGGACAGGUGAUGACUAUUGCUCGAUACAUUAAAUCCAUCAUACCAGAUAUACAAAGUCUACAGAAAACAAGGAGUCUUGGCAAUUGGAUGUUUCAUUCAAUGACUGUUGAACAAUUCAAAUUUUUCAUUGAAAUUGACUCUUAUCAAUUGGAUCUAAUGUAUAUGACACUUGAAAAUUCCAAUCCAAUCUUGAUGGCCUAUUACUAUGAAAUGUUGGAAAAAUCUACACUUCAAGGUGGUGUGGUGCCUUCAUUACCAACAGAUCGAGCAAUCUUUAAUGCAAUCGAAACCAACAACUUUAAAAUGAUUGAAAAGUUCUUGCGCAUGGCUCUAUUAAUGGAUGGCAAUUUUAAUGCCAUUUUGGAUUGCUCUGUGAUGCUUGGAACUAUUGAAAUGACACAAUAUCUAAUUAGACAAGGUCUAACUUUUAUUGGAAAAGAAAUGCCAUGGAGGUUUUGUGGUGAAACUGGUAGCAUCUCAUUAUUUAACCUAUUGGUAGAAAACUCUCUUGACCAACAUUGUGAUAAAUCACUUUACUUUGCUCUUUGUCAUUAUAGAAAGGAUCUAGUCAAUCAUAUCAUCUCUUCAUCUAGUUCAUUGGAUUUUAUUAAUAUUCAAAAAGCAAAGUCAUACGAUAUACAUGGAAUUUUAAUUAAUAAUAGUAGAUUUAUAAAUUAUCUAGAAAAACUAAUUCAAAAUGAAGAUGAAGAUUUGUUUCAAUAA
This is a messenger RNA of Cavenderia fasciculata, 2046 nucleotides long. RefSeq lists its product as uncharacterized. The transcript has a single exon. The record is from RefSeq and is a predicted model, not a curated record. NCBI's taxonomy places the organism in Eukaryota, Evosea, Eumycetozoa, Acytosteliales, Cavenderiaceae. The coding region runs from base 1 to 2046 and encodes 681 amino acids.